CAUCAAUUUUUAUUACGUGACUAAAGCUCGUCAUUAAUUUAAAAAAAUGACCGACCAGCUUUGUAAACUCUUCGUCGGCGGGCUAAACGUGGACACCGACGACGAUGGCCUGCGCAAGCACUUCGAGCAGUAUGGAACCUUGACCGACUGCGUUGUGGUCGUGAACAAGCAGCUGCAGAGGUCCCGCUGCUUCGGCUUUGUCACCUACUCCACACCAGAGGAGGCCGACGCAGCCAUGGCAGCCAGGCCGCACACCGUCGAUGGAAACUCCGUCGAGGUGAAGCGCGCCGUUGCGAGAGAGGACGCAAACAAACCAGAGGCCCUCGCCAAGGUGAAGAAGAUAUUCGUCGGUGGCUUGAAAGACGACAUCGAGGAGGAGCACCUAAGCGAGUAUUUCUCUCAGUACGGCCAGAUCGAGAAGGCCGAAGUCAUCUCGGAGAAGGAGACCGGGAAGAAACGCGGCUUCGGCUUUGUUUACUUCACCGACCACGACGCCGCCGACAAAGCCGUGGUGGUUAAAUUUCACACCGUCAAUGGACACAAAGUGGAGGUGAAGAAAGCCCUCACCAAGCAGGAGAUGCAGGCGGCCAACAGGACCGGCAUGGCGCCCAGAGGCAGACCGGGCAGAGGCAUGAGGGGGAAUCAAAAUGGCUACGGCAGCAGAGACUACGGCGGAAACUACAACUACGGAAAUGGCGGAGGCUACAACUGUGGCGGCUACGGAGGGUAUGGAGGAGGACCAUAUGGGGGUGGCGGCUAUGGCGACCAGGGCAGUGGCUAUGGAGGUGGAAAUGGCUACAAUGAGUUCGGUAGCGGCUACGGGCAGCACUCUUCUGGGUACGGCCCCAUGAAAGGGCCUCCUUUCGGCGGCCAGAGGAGCGCCGCUCCCUACACCCGAGGAGGGGGAGGUGGUGGAUACCCGAGGGGGGGUUACGGCGGCGGCGGCUAUUAAAAAAAGACUGCACAUCUGGAAAACAAAACACCCCCACCGCCUGCCAUAAGUUACCUCCAGCCAGGAUUUGGACGUCAAAACUCAAUAAUCAGUAACGGGGCGUCUGCCGUGCUAUCCAACCAUGGCAGAGAUACGGACACAGAGACCCCCCCCUCUCUCCCCCCCUAAUCAUAAUGAAGACCUCAAAAACACAAACAGGUAGGAAGGUCACUUCCCAGAAAACCUGAUUUAAAAACGAGCAGCUGUUGCCGUUCAACUAGGACACGUUCAAAAAUAAAGAAUAAAAAAAAUACAAAAGUACAGUGAUCCAUUUUUAUGUAGUUGUCGUUUAGAGUUGGAAUAUUAUUUUUUAUUUGCGUUUAUUCGCUGUUUUUGGAAGAAAAUUUCGAUGUAGGAUUGUUUAUUUGCUCUCAAGUUCUAUGGUUAUUUCAAUAUUUUGCAUUUUUAAGAAAAAGCGACUAGAUUUGUUUUAUGGAAUAAGAUUAGUGUGAUUUAUUUUUUAUUUUUUCCCAAUGUAUGAGGAUGAGAAAGCAUGUUUUUGUGGUUUUUUGAAUUUCAUAGCUUUGUCAUACUUGAUAACAACAACAAUCUGUAUAAUUAUUUUUUACUUGGGUCAUUUAGUAAAAGGCGGGGAGGUGAUACUGCAGGAUCCAAUUUCCUUGUGUCCUUCCCCAUACUGUGUUCAAUACUCAAACUCCUCACGCAUAGUAAUAGUUUCAGUCUAAAUAUUGUUCAUUUUUCCAUUUACCUGUAGCAAUAUCUAAUGUAUAUUGUAUACUUUCAUGUCUGGAGAACAAAACUUACUGUUAAAACACUUUGGUAUGCAUAUGUAUGUUCAUUUUAAAUAAAACGUUAUACCACUUA
This is a messenger RNA of Scomber japonicus (chub mackerel), 1816 nucleotides long. RefSeq names its product heterogeneous nuclear ribonucleoprotein A0-like. NCBI's taxonomy places the organism in Eukaryota, Metazoa, Chordata, Actinopteri, Scombriformes, Scombridae. The transcript has a single exon. Gene Ontology annotation, molecular function: RNA binding. The coding region runs from base 47 to 952 and encodes 301 amino acids. The record is from RefSeq and is a predicted model, not a curated record.